AUGACUCCUUGUGGACUCCUCCUGCUGCUGCUGCUGCCUCAGACAAAGCGAGACAGUGUCGUGACUCCCUCCACAAUCGACCUCAACGCGAGCUAUCUCAUCAGCUCGCCCUACAACCAUUUGGCCAAUCGGCUCGUCCUCGACGAUCUAGAAAUUCCAUAUCGACUCUUUGCGUUUGCUCUCACUUCUCUGAAGCCGAUUCGCGACGACUACGCAACCGCACCGUACCUAGAAUCGUUCAAUUGGCCCGACGUCUUUGCCCUUUUGCGAGACUUGUGCAGACAAACAGGCUUUGCAUGGAAGCAACUCAGCUUCUAUACUGUCAUCUUUCGUUCCGUCCUUCUCCCCGGCAUCGAUCGCGGGAGACUAGCCCUGCUCGAUCAAAAGUCUCACGAGGAAGCUUGUGCGAGUGGCGGCUUGUUGAAGUACUGGUUCGGAAGUACGGAUGCAGAAUUGAAGAAUUUGGCGACUUGCCUAUGGCGAUCCCGUCAAGAUGCUGCCGCUGGCGGAGCGGGGCCUUGGCACGCCAAGGCAAGAGGUGCUGCGAGGACGAUGUAUCGUGACAUUGACUUCUACACUCACCAGCUUGUUGUGGAAAAUGGUGCCGAGUCGUGGCGGCUUGAUGUGCAUGUUGAGCAGCGUCCUCAUCGAUGA
This is a messenger RNA of Sphaerulina musiva SO2202, 654 nucleotides long. RefSeq lists its product as uncharacterized. The record is from RefSeq and is a predicted model, not a curated record. The transcript is spliced from 4 exons. NCBI's taxonomy places the organism in Eukaryota, Fungi, Ascomycota, Dothideomycetes, Mycosphaerellales, Mycosphaerellaceae. The coding region runs from base 1 to 654 and encodes 217 amino acids.